Molecule: messenger RNA, 2355 nt
Organism: Ascochyta rabiei
Lineage: Eukaryota; Fungi; Ascomycota; Dothideomycetes; Pleosporales; Didymellaceae
Exons: 1
Coding region: 1-2355 (784 amino acids)
Cellular component (GO): nucleus
Molecular function (GO): nucleic acid binding; exonuclease activity
Source: RefSeq, a predicted model, not a curated record
AUGACGAAACGGAAGCGCGGAAGCAACGAGAACGAGCUCGUAGAUGUCGGGCUCGGCGCGACACUGGCACACCUGAGGGGUGAAUCCCAGCCCAAUGCGACAACAACCGCUGUCGUCGUCGAUGACGAGGGCUGGACUGUAGCCGGCGGCUCCAAGAGGAGGAGGAAGGAGCGAACAGGCUCUAGCAACUCCCAUGGAGGCCGCCGAGAGUCAGGUGCCGACCUACAACGUCCUCAACCUGGAGCUGCUCCACCCGUGGACAACCUCUUCGCUCAAGAUGGCAAGGAGCAAGAUCGAGCCUCGCCCCCAGAGAACCCAUUCUCGAUGGACAAGGCAGGCGCCGAAAAUGCGCCAAAAGACGCUAGCAAUACCAGAGAGGAGCGGCGCAAGGAGCGCAAGCUUGAGAGGAACUACCCAGCCAUUGAGCAUUCACAUCACGCCCGGCUUCAAUCGCACGUGAAAAUCACAGACCUGCAAUCCCUGGCGCUGUAUCUACUUGCAGACGGCAAUGCGCCACAAUGGGUCUCGGUGCGCAAUCGCACGAGUAUUCGACAGGUUGUCAUGUUGAUGGUGCCUGGGCUGGAGCUGGGCAUGUUCAAUGGCAAAGUUCCAUUGGAUGAUGCGACAGCCAUGGACACAGAUGCGCCAGCCGACCGAGCCCCGGCCGAGACUGCUUCCAAUUCUCAAGAGGAAGACAAGCCAAAGUACCUGCGCAUCGCAGACAACGAGUAUUACCCAGCAAGCCUAAGACCUAGCAGAAUGCCUGUCGCGCUGAAGCCGCUUUCUGAUAUCUUCGAGCAUGUGUGGCCGAUCAAAGCCCAAGGAGAGCAUCGUGGUAACCAAUUCAUCAGGGUGCAUUCGCCAAUUCACACGAUGUUAACCUCCCAAAUACCCAAGUCCAAAGAGGAGAAGCAGAUGAAGAAAACUGGUGGUCACAAAGGCCCCAUGCCGCAAAACUCCAAGCAUUGGGAAAAUAAACGAACGCCGAUCACCGAAUAUAUUGCGACCCUCGCAGAGCAACAGGAAAACGAAUAUGUACUUCAUCCCGCGUGGUUUCUAACAGCAGAAGCCAAGCAAGCUGCGCACAAGCAGAGGCAGGAGGCCGGUCAGUCUGUGGACGAUGGCUGGGUCGACACCAAUGUUGCAAACCUAGAGGAUGGCAACGUACCUGAGAACGAAAUCGAGCAGGGCAGUGUAACUGCCGGACGCAACAUCAUUUCGGUCGACUGCGAGAUGUGCAAAGCUGAGAAUGACCAGCUUGUGCUGACGCGAAUAAGCCUCCUCAACUGGGAUGGCAGUGUGGUGAUGGACAAGCUAGUCAAGCCUGAUGUUCCCAUCAAAGAUCACCUGACUCAAUGGUCGGGUAUCACACCAGCCAUGCUGGAAAACGUUACAACCAGUCUGUCGGACAUACAGAAGGAGUUGCUGGAACUCGUCACCCCGCGAACGAUCCUCGUGGGACACUCACUGAACUCGGAUCUCAAUGCGAUGAAGCUCACACAUCCAUUCAUCAUUGACACAGGCAUCCUCUUUCCUCACCCUCGCGGGCCGCCAUACAAGCAAUCUCUCAAGUGGCUUGCGCAAAAGUAUCUGCAUCGAGAGGUUCAGAAAGGCUCCAACGGGCAUGACAGCGUCGAGGAUUCGAAGACCUGUCUUGAUCUGGUCAAGCAAAAGUGCGAGAAGGGACCCAAGUGGGGAUCUGGCGACACAAACGCAGAGUCCAUCUUCAAAAGACUUGGACGCACACCCCGACCAAAGUCGAACAAUGAGACGCGCACUGGCGCCGUCAUUGACUGGGGUGAGCCGCAACGUGGACACGGCGGUCAAGCGCAGCUUUCCAAGGGGUGCCAAACGGACGAUCAGGUGGUUGAAGCUAUUGAUACGGCUCUGAAAGGACUUCUGGAAGCCAAAGACGGCGCUGCCGGGAAGGUGGACUUUAUCUGGGCCCGUCUUCGUGAGCUGGAGCUUGCUCGUGGUUGGUGGGACGACGCAAGAACAGCCGACGUAGAGCUGAUCCGGCAGAACGCUUUGCAGAGACUGGGGCUCCUGAAAGAGGGAGAAGACGAGGUGGAAGCCAAGGGUUCUGAGCUCAGCGAUGCCGUUUCGAGAACGGUCAAGCACAUUACCGAGGUCUACGACUCAUUGCCACGCUGCACAGCACUCAUUGUGUACAGUGGUACAGGCGACCCACGAGAGAUCCGCCGUCUGCAAGCGAUGCAACAGCAAUACCGCCGCGAGUACGCUACGAAAAAGUGGGAUAAUCUGAGCGUCAAAUGGACGGAUACAGAAGUGCAGGCUCUUUCGCAGGCGUGCCAAGACGCCCGCAACGGCGUUGGCUUUAUCGUCGUCAAGUGA